AUGACGGAGAGGCGGCUGAUCUACAGGGAGCCCGGCAAGCCCCGGCGGCCGCCGCGCUCUCAGGGCAGUGGAAAAUUUUCAGUUCCGUUGUGGGAAAAGAAAUUUUGCACUGAUGCUUGUGCUAUCCCCUGGGCUAAACUGUGUGAGACCAAGAGAUUGAUGUCUCUGUACAAAAGUGUGGUUGAUUGGGAUGACUCAGCUGCAUUAGAAGCCUUCAAUGAUGCAAAGGCGCGCUUCUGUGCUGUAUAUCAUGGUCAACAUUAUGAUAUCCCUUUGCCUGACCCAAACAUGUUUAUCGAUAUAGUCAACCCAGAUGAAUAUGUUGAUCCUGAAUUGGUGGCUGAUCUGGAGAAAUCACGUCGUCGUGUUCCCAGAAAAGAUAAUGGUGUUCCUGAUGUCUGGGACUCUUUUAUUUUCUCUGACAAGCCAGUUCCAGUUACAGGAUGGGGUGACACGGAGACCAGCUUCACUCAUGGCCAGCAGCUCUCUGCAAACUGGGACAAUCAGUUAAAACACACAGUUGAAGCAAAUAAGCAGAUGUCGGCAAAUUGGGAUUAUUCUGUCAAGCAACCUGCUCAAACAAUUGAUCAGCAAAACUCAGGGAACUGGGAAGUGUAUGAGGAACAGCAGGAUCAAACCAGCAGCUGGGGGGAGCAGACGAAUCCUUGCAUUACCAACUGGAUCAUGAGGGAUGGCUCCCAGGAUGCUUGGAAGCAUGAUUACAGCUGGGCUCCUGCAGCUAUUCAGACUGAUCCAUGGGACAACCAUCAAGGUAGCUAUGAGGUGCCUGACAGCCAGGGUGUGUCAUAUGGACACUGGACUCACUGGAGAAGGCGAAACAAUGACUUGGGUAGAAGAAACACCAGGAAUAGAGGCGGCCCCAUCAGCUCAAAGCCAAUGAAAUCAAAGUACCAAACGGAUGAACACAAUGGUGCAAACAAUGGUUGGAGGAACUGCCGAAGUGCAGAGCAGAUGAGAUUGAAGCCACAGAUAGAAGAGGCCAUCAUGAAACUGUGUGGCAACUCCACACCCCUUCCCAGAAGCAUGGUGAUCGCGGACCUUGGCUGCUCUCGUGGCCCCAGCGCACUCACCUUGGUCUCUGCUGCUGUCGAUGCCAUUCAUCGCCAGUGUCUUGAACUCCAACAGCCACCGCCUGAGCUGAGCCUGCUCCUCAACGAUCUUCCCAGCAAUGAUUUCAACACUUCCAAGAAAGGAAAAACAUUGACAAGGGUACCUGAAGACCUACUGAAGAAUGGCAUUCAGAUGUACCAUAGCGACGAGCAACUAUGGAGGAAAACACGGCCCGUUGUGCUUGAUGCUUAUGCCCGGCAAUUUAGAAAGGACCUCCUUUUGUUCUUGGAGUGCAGGGCGCAGGAGAUGGUUCCUGGAGGAAGGUUGAUUGUUUCCUUGACUGGAACACAAUCUCCGGCUUCAGCCAGCGAUGGAUCAGCUCAACAAAUAUGGGAGUUCAUAGCCCGUAUCUUAGACGACAUGGCAUCAAGGGGUGUGCUUGAUAAGCAAAAAUUGAAGGCUUUCUACAUACCAUUAUAUUCGCCGUCUGAGAAAGAAGUAAAGGAGAUAAUAGAAAAGCAGGGAUCUUUCUCCAUUAAUGAAAUUCAAGUUCAUGACAGUAUAGCUGGUGUGAACAAAGCAGUGAUCAGCCCCAAGAUGAUGGCAUAUGCGCUUAGGGCUGGCAUUGAGCCAAUAAUACUGGACCAUUUUGGCUCGUCGGGAGAUCUUAUGGAUGAAUUUGUCAACACAGCAGAGAAGUUCAACAGUCAAGCUCUCUUACAAAAUGAACUUACCAAGAAUCCUAGGGUUUUCCUUGCUCUAUCUCUUGAAAGGCAGAGUUGA
Molecule: messenger RNA, 1854 nt
Organism: Miscanthus lutarioriparius
Lineage: Eukaryota; Viridiplantae; Streptophyta; Magnoliopsida; Poales; Poaceae
Source: the annotation of a GenBank genome assembly